AUGUCGAGGAGAAACGCGAGGGAGCGGAGAAGAGUUCGAGUUAUUAAUGACAUGUUGAAAAUUCUCCGAGAUAAAUUACCGGAAGAGUGGACAACUAAAAAGAUGAGUAAACUAGAAAUUUUAAAGAAGUCAACUCUAUAUAUCAGUCGCCUAGCUGAGCUAGCAGAAGACGACUCUUUUGUAAAGAAGACUGAUAAAAGAUAUGGCACGAGAAAGUCGGUGUCGGAGAACCUGAAACAAGCGUCCGGAAAACAACAAGGUGAACCGAAUGGGAUCGAAAACAAUAUUACAGAAGGAGGGUUUAUUUUAGCUCGAGUACGGAAAGAGAGCAGUGUUUCAUCGGAUGAUAUGAAUGGAUCUGUAGUGGAUACGCCGUCUGAGGACUUCGGAGAAAAUUUUCACGGAAAUUUAUUCGAUGAAUUUAAUACAUCAGAAGAACUAAUGCAUGUUGAUACCUUUUCCAGAACUUGA
Messenger RNA from Saccostrea cuccullata (small rock oyster), 471 nucleotides. RefSeq names its product achaete-scute homolog 1a-like. The record is from RefSeq and is a predicted model, not a curated record. NCBI's taxonomy places the organism in Eukaryota, Metazoa, Mollusca, Bivalvia, Ostreida, Ostreidae. Gene Ontology annotation, biological process: developmental process; regulation of transcription by RNA polymerase II. The transcript has a single exon. The coding region runs from base 1 to 471 and encodes 156 amino acids. Gene Ontology annotation, molecular function: DNA-binding transcription factor activity, RNA polymerase II-specific; RNA polymerase II transcription regulatory region sequence-specific DNA binding; protein dimerization activity.